Molecule: messenger RNA, 593 nt
Organism: Trichoplax adhaerens
Lineage: Eukaryota; Metazoa; Placozoa; Uniplacotomia; Trichoplacea; Trichoplacidae
Exons: 11
Coding region: 24-593 (189 amino acids)
Source: RefSeq, a predicted model, not a curated record
CAGAACGAACCUUCAAAAUCAAAAUGAGGUCAAUUAUUCUUAUUUGCUUGUUAUUCCUUUUCGCUGCAAAAGUGAAUUCUGAAUCGUUUGAUUCAGAUGACAAAAGAGAUCUAUUCUCAGAUGAACACCAACGAAACAAUGAUGAAAACGUUGUAGAAGAUGGUGCUUCCAUAAGCAGACAGUUUGCCUCAGAAAACGACGAAGACAACAAUGAGGAUCAGAUACCUCCUUUGGGAAAAUCUUUCGAACUUCCUGAACACAGACGCGGAAAGUCUUUCGAAUUUCCUGAACACAGACGCGGAAAGUCUUUCGAAUUUCCUGAACGCAGACGCGGAAAGUCUUUCGAACUUCCUGAACGCAGACGCGGAAAGUCUUUCGAACUUCCUGAACGCAGACGCGGAAAGUCUUUCGAACUUCCUGAACGCAGACGCGGAAAGUCUUUCGAACUUCCUGAACGCAGACGCGGAAAGUCUUUCGAAUUUCCUGAACACAGACGCGGAAAGUCUUUCGAAUUUCCACUAAAUGUAUUGUUCCAAUUUGGUAAUUUGUUUCGUGAUGUAUUAGCAAGGCGUGAAGGAGAAAUAAAACAAUAA